Messenger RNA from Triplophysa rosa, 1825 nucleotides. RefSeq names its product transmembrane protein 74. NCBI's taxonomy places the organism in Eukaryota, Metazoa, Chordata, Actinopteri, Cypriniformes, Nemacheilidae. The record is from RefSeq and is a predicted model, not a curated record. The coding region runs from base 149 to 970 and encodes 273 amino acids. The transcript is spliced from 2 exons.
GUAAUUUCGGAAGCGAGAGCUCAGUUGAGCUUUAAAACGGCGCGUGGGAGGGAGCACAGCGGAGAACGGUUUCCUUGAGGAAAAAUGUUCGCCAAACGAGAAGGAGUGUUGUGGAGCGACCCGAAAUUAAACUAGUCGGUGGGUGCUGAUGGCCUCGGUGGAGUUGCUUUAUAUAAACAAUAGAGGGGGUACACCCGAUCCCCCUGGGGUACUGGACUGGUCUUCUAGUCCUCUUCAGGUCCACAGAUUGAACAGCUCGCUGGAAGAAUCUUCCCCCACUGCUCGUGAGGCACAAUGUAAUUCAGCACCACGGACGGCGCCCAUUAAAGGACAGCAUGGCCACCACCGCCAUCAGCCCACGGAGAAGGUCAGAGUUUGCUGCGACGAGGAGCUCGAGACCUCGUUCACGUACGUGGACGAAAACGUCAAUCUCCGAUUGGCCACUCCGGACACUAGCGAGAAAAGUCCUCGCCAGCUCCACGACUCCACGAGCGAGAUCCGUCCCGACGCGCUGCAGGAGUUAUCGCUGAUGUCCGACAUCGACAUCAGCUCGGAGAGUUCGGGGAAGUCCGUGGAUUACGGAUUCAUUAGCGCGGUCACGUUCCUUAUUACCGGGAUCUCUCUGGUGAUCAUAUCGUACGCGGUGCCACGGGACGUCGGAGUGAACCCGGAAAACGUGUCCGCGCGUGAAAUGGAAAGACUGGAGAACGAGAGCGCCAGGAUAGGCGCUCACCUGGACAGGUGCGUUAUCGCGGGCCUUUGCCUUCUCACUUUAGGCGGAGUGGUGUUGUCCAGUCUGCUGAUGAUAUCGAUGUGGAAGGGCGAGAUGUACCGGAGGAAAGCCUUCGCCUAUUCCAAGCACUCCGCAAAGCUUUACGGCUCAACUAAUCUAAGAACAAGAUCGAGUCCCAGCCGGUCGUCGACACCGCACAGUUUUGUCGAGGAGGAGAAUGGCGAUGCCGUUAGUUGACUAUUAAUCCUUAUAGGACUGCCUAAAAUGACGUUGACCUUUCCAGCAUGGCCAAACGAGCUCGUUUUCUGCCCUCCUAUAAGACUGAUAUGGAUGAACACAAUAUCACGUUACAGAUUUCUCAGGCUCCAGGCAUAUGCAGCAUGAUGAUAUUGCAUUUAUCAUAACGUAACUUAGUGAAUAAACAAAGUUUGGUUUUGUGGCAAGCAGUAAAAUAAGUCUUUGUCUAUACAAAACGUUAAACUCAGAGAGUUGCAACAAUUAAUAAAUAUAUACAGACUUACCUACAGUACUGAAUUAAUCUACUCCUGUUGUUCAGAAUGCUGCUGCUAAUACUGACAAUCUUACUGCCUCUUUAUUACAUGUUCAGAUCCCUGUCAAAAGUGAGAGAUGCUCACCUCAGCCAUUUCAACUAUGUUAAGACGUUACUAUAGCAAUUGAGGGCUAUAAUCUAUAAUUUAGAUACUAAAAAAAGACCUGUGCUGCACUGCAAAAAAUGCCAUUAUUUUCUCACAUGUCCUUGUUAGUUAAUUUGUGGAAAGGUCCAUGCAGAAAUGUCAUACCUUUUCCCUGCAAGCGCUAACAUUUUUAUAAUUAUUUAGUGUGGAUACAGUAGCUGCCACAAUCAUCUGCUUUCGUUUGGACAUUUAAAGCCAUCUCUCUUAGAGAGGAAAGCUUAAGUAUCUUCAUGACAUACAGAGUAAAAACAUAUUAGACCUGUAUAACGAUGCUAAAUAAUUGUGAAGGCUUCUCCAUGCUUACAGGAUUUAUCCAGAGACUGUGAAUUACAUAUACAACAGAUAUAAUGCUGCUGACACUAAUGACGUUUCAUAAAACUCAUAUAACAAAGAUUCA